GCACCAGAAGCAUAAAACGACCAGCAGGUGCCCCUCACAGCACUGAACUUCCAGAGAAAGGACGAACCAAACAUGAGGGCCCUGGGAGCUGUCGUCACCCUCCUGCUCUGCGGGCAGCUCUUGGCAGUGGACUUGGGCAAUGAGGCCACGGAUACUACAGAUGACAGCUGUCCCAAACCCCCCGAGAUUGCAAAUGGCUUCGUGGAACACAUGGUUUGCUAUCAGUGUAAGGCAAAUUACAAACUGCGCACGGAAGGAGACGGAGUGUAUACUUUAAACAGUGAGAAGCAGUGGAUCAAUAAAGCCGUUGGAGAGAAACUUCCUGAAUGUGAAGCAGUCUGCGGAAAGCCUAAGAAUCCAGUGGAUCAAGUGCAACGGAUCUUUGGUGGAUCAGUGGAUGCCAAAGGCAGCUUUCCCUGGCAGGCUAAGAUGAUAUCCCGCAAUAAUCUCACCUCAGGGGCCACGCUGAUCAGUGAACAGUGGCUGUUGACCACUGCUAAAAAUCUUUUCCUGGGCCAUGAAGAUACUGCAAACGCAAAGGACAUUGCCCCUACUUUAAAACUCUAUGUGGGGAGAAAGCAGCUGGUGGAGAUUGAGAAAGUCGUUUUCUAUCCUAACUACUCUGAGGUAGACAUUGGGCUCAUCAAACUCAAACAGAAGGUGCCUGUUGAUGAGAGAGUGAUGCCCAUUUGCCUAUCUUCAAAGAAUUAUGUGGAAGUGGGGCGUGUGGGUUAUGUGUCUGGCUGGGGGCGAAACAGCAACUUUAACUUUACUCAACUACUGAAGUAUGUCAUGCUGCCUGUUGCUGACCAAGACAAGUGUGUGAAAUACUACGAAGGCAGCACGGUACCUGAAAAGAAGACACCAAAGAGCCCUGUGGGGGUUCAGCCCAUACUGAAUGAACACACCUUCUGUGCCGGCAUGUCCAAGUACCAAGAAGACACCUGCUAUGGCGAUGCUGGCAGCGCCUUUGUCAUUCACGACCAGGAUGACAACACCUGGUAUGCAGCUGGGAUCCUGAGCUUUGACAAGAGCUGUACUGUGGCCGAGUACGGUGUGUAUGUGAAGGUGUCCUCCAUCCUGGACUGGGUUGAGAAAACCAUAGCCAAUAACUAACAUAGGGGUAUCAGGAAACUCCUGCCUGAAAGCAAGGAUUCACUCUGGAGGAGGCAAACGGGAUGGGGUGGAUGGGGUAAAAUAUGGCCUGAAGCUGGAGGAAGCCAGCCCAGUCUUGCUGAGUCAAUCAAUAAAGAGCUUUCUUUUGACUCA
Molecule: messenger RNA, 1269 nt
Organism: Choloepus didactylus (southern two-toed sloth)
Lineage: Eukaryota; Metazoa; Chordata; Mammalia; Pilosa; Megalonychidae
Product: haptoglobin-like
Exons: 5
Coding region: 73-1116 (347 amino acids)
Biological process (GO): acute inflammatory response; proteolysis
Cellular component (GO): extracellular region
Molecular function (GO): hemoglobin binding; serine-type endopeptidase activity
Source: RefSeq, a predicted model, not a curated record